AUGAUUUCUCCAGUACAUCUUGAGAGAUGUAUUCUGCGUGCUGAGACGCUAGAUGACUACAAGCGUUUCGUGGUAAGGAACAAUCACACAGAUGGGGAACAGCUUCCGCUUCUGCACAAACUCAUAACACAGAAUGCAGAGGUGCACUUGGGUCAAGUGAUACCAGCAUGCGAUGGAUGCCCGGUUAAUCUCUCUGUAGUUGAUUUGAUUCCGGCAACGGCUGGAGUACUUUGCGAAACAACAACUGUUGUUGUGCUACCACCUCCUCUUGCUAGAGAAACUGUGGUAGAGGAAAAUGUGCAACCGACAGGUCAAAGAGACUAUGAUGAGGUUGACAGUGAUAUGUGUAGGGUAAUACUGGAUUAUUCACUCACUGGAAAUAUGACCAUAGGAUCACGGGAAUUUUUUCUACGCACACUUCUUCUCGAUGGUGCUCUAGUAUCUCUUGGUGAUGAUGAGUACACUACUGUAUUCACUGUUUCUGAAGAGGAGGAAGGAGAGAGGCAACAGCAACAACAACAACAGCAUUAUUUAGCUGAUGUUAAUGGUGUUGUACCACCUACACUUCGUACUUCUCCUGAAGUAUUUCGUAACAUACGUGCUAGUCUGCUUUUGGAUCCUCUACCGAGUGUUGUAUCAGAUGAAAUACGAUAUUCCGAUUCUUAUCUGAAUAUUCCCUUGUCAUUUUUUAUCGGUAUACAAGAUGAUAAAGGUACACCAUUAACGAUAAAUUCUACAAACUUUGACGUAGAGUUAGAACUUUCUUGUGCUAUUUUUGUGCCAGCAUGGCCCUCAUUUAUGUUAACUGCACUUUUUGGGGAUAAAUAUGAGCAGUUAUUAACACUCGCAUUGCGUGCUUCAAAGGAUAUUCUUCAUGGUCGUAUCGUUGGAGAAGGGGACAUUGUUAUUCUUCGCGUCACGCCACGUUCUUUUGUUGAACAACAAUUGGUGUGUACAGAUGCUUGUGAGGUUAUGUUGGCACAUGUUACACAUAUUGUUCAGGGUGGCUAUGCAGAGACGACAAAGAUAUCACUUUUACAUGAUGGGGUUAUUGCUAUACCACUCCGUGUUUCUGAAGUUCGGAGUUCUUCUGGUAAAUCAUAUGGUGUACUUGCUCUUAAUGGAAAUGGGACAGAGUUAUUACUCUCUCUACGUAGUUCUUUAUCUUUUGCAGAUGUUACACCAUUAUUUUCACCUUUUUCUCCAUUGAAAACAUUUCACCCACAAUUAUCCCUUACAGUUGGUAUUCGUAACGCUAUGGAUUACUGUUAUUCUCCAUCACAUUCUUCGGAAACUCGCAUAUUUGUAAUACACGCAACAAAAGAAAACUUACCAUAUGAAUGUAUUGCUACAGCACUUGGAGCAAAUGGGAUUGAAGCUCUUAUAGUAGAUCUUGAACGACGAAGUGAUGAGGAAAUGCUAGAACUUAUUUCAGAUUACAUGCAUAGUAGAGGUGAAGUUGCUCUUAUUGUGAAGAAUGCACAAGAACUUACAGAACAUUUACAGAUUUUACAUUUAUUUGAUUCAAAUGAUAAUAAAUAUGAUGAUUAUUUUUGUACUCGUGUGAUAUUUCUUGUUUGUGAGUCUAUAGAAGCACCACCACCUACUAUAGCUGCUAGAGCUUGUAAUGUGGAAGGUGUAAUUAAAGGGACUAACCCAUCAGAUGCGGAUCGUUUUUUAAUUCUCUCCAAUAUUUUUGCUGAAGCCCAGAGAUUGUUUGGACUUUGUAAAAGUUUGUUGUUAUCUUUCGAUUCUGUAGCAUCAUGGACAGUUGGUUUGAGUGUUUCUGAUGUGGUAGCGUAUAUACAGGAGUGUGUAUCAGCUGUGAGGAUGAUGCCUUUAGCAGAGGGUGUAUAUCCCGUUCUUUCAGAAAAUGUGUGUGGAAGUAUCUUAGAAAAAUAUCAAAAAGCUCAUGGAUACAAUCUUGUUUCCACAAAACUGCAGCCAGUACGUUGGAGUGAUGUUGGUGGGUUAGAAGAUGCGAAACGUGAGUUACGCGAAACGAUUCAGCUUCCAUUGCUUCACCCUGAGCUUUUCAGUAGCGGUACGAAGCGACGUACUGGCAUUCUUUUUUAUGGUCCUCCUGGGUGUGGGAAGACGUUACUGGCGAAGGCGGUUGCGACGGAGAUGGGGAUGAACUUUAUGUCUGUGAAGGGUCCUGAGCUGAUCAACCAAUACGUUGGCGAGAGCGAGCGGAACAUCCGGCUGCUCUUCCAGCGGGCGCGGGACCACUCGCCGUGCAUUCUCUUCUUUGACGAACUCGACGCGCUCGUGCCGGCGCGGGGGGCGGCGGGGGACGCCGGCGGGGCGAUGGACCGCGUGGCCGCGCAGCUCCUCGUCGAGAUGGACGGCGCCGUCCGCGGGCGGAGUGACGGGACCGCCGCCGCCGCCGUCUUCGUCGUGGGCGCGACGAACCGCCCGGACCUCCUCGACCCCGCCCUCCUCCGCCCGGGCCGCUUCGACACCCUCUGCUACUUGGGCAUCCCAGCCACCCGACACGAGCAGCGGCAGGCAAUCACCGCACUCACACGAAAGUUCAAUCUCGCAAAGGACGUGGACUUCGACACCCUCUUGGACACGCUCUCACUAGAGUACACAGGCGCAGACUUAUUUGCCCUAUGCUCAGAUGCAAUGAUGUUUGCCGUCGAAACUAUGCUACAAGACGCUAUGAAAGACGCAGAAAUAACAAAAACAACAACAAACACUGUAGAGGAAAACAACAGCAAUGAAGGUCCACAAUUGGUGGUACGCAUGGCUGACUUUUUACGGGCACGGAGCCAGUUGAAACCAUCUGUUUCAAAAGAAGAUUUGAAACGUUACGAAUCCCUCCGCACUAAAUUUAACAUGCGAUGA
Messenger RNA from Trypanosoma theileri, 2853 nucleotides. RefSeq names its product peroxisome assembly protein. Gene Ontology annotation, biological process: protein import into peroxisome matrix. Gene Ontology annotation, molecular function: ATP binding; ATP hydrolysis activity. The transcript has a single exon. The record is from RefSeq and is a predicted model, not a curated record. NCBI's taxonomy places the organism in Eukaryota, Euglenozoa, Kinetoplastea, Trypanosomatida, Trypanosomatidae. Gene Ontology annotation, cellular component: cytosol; peroxisomal membrane. Bases 1 to 2853 code for a protein of 950 amino acids.